AUGAAAUGUAGGGUAAUAUGGUUCCUUGCUCUUCAGUGUGUGGCUGAUUUCGAUACCUUGCCAGCCCCAAUCAAGUACGAGACGGAGGUGAAAAUCCGGGAGGAAGAAGAGUCGCAUCACGAACAAUGGGCGAAGCUGCUAGAUGACAUCGAUUUGAAGAAUUUUGAGAUUCCGGAGUCUGAGGCAGACAAUAAUGCGCCGUUCAACGCGGCAUUAUUCAAGCCAAUGUACGCUUUCCGGUUGCGCGUGCCGGGUUUGUCCGACUACUGGACGGUGAUGGAGCCGUAUUCGUUGGAGCCGUUGACGUCGUUGCGGAUUCCGGCGGCGCUCAAGGUGACGUACAACGGACAGGAUCUGGAUUUGAACCUGCCUGCCAAGUUACAGGGCGUUACGUCUGGCGGCGUGAUCACGGUGGCGACGCCGGACCCGGCGGAGACUGACAAAGUGUAUCCGUUCAAGUCGCGGAAGCCGAACGGCCAGCGGUGGUACACGCUCAAGACGCAUAAACUACGUAGUCAGGCGGACGUGGAUGCAGACGCCGCGGCUGCCUCCGUGGACCCUGAGGUGGGCGCGGGCCUGCGCGCAAUGCAGAGCAGCAGUGCGGGCCUCACCAACAUGGUAGCCAGCGACAAGAGUGCCACGGGCUUGGCCAUGACCAACUGCGACGAAACCGCGGAGGAAGUAGCAGUCGACGAGGAGGGCCGCAUGGAGAAGCCGUCGGUGGUGAACUACGUGACCGCACGCGAUAAAAACGUUAUCGAACAGUAUCUCGGAGUGAACGUCUGCGACCUCGUGGUCUUCGGGCCGAACGUCUGCGAACCAAACGAUCCUGCCCGACGGUAUUUAAUGCGGGAGUAUGUGCGCAAGCGAGCAAUCGUAUUUGCAGUGGUAAUGGUUGCCUUCGGGUCGGCGGUGCUCUUGCUUCAAAUCAUCAUGCGGUUCCUACACCGGCGACUGAUGCGGAAGGACGACAAGUUCAUGUUAUUGCUGCUGGAGACAACAUUCCGCACCUUGUCGAUGGUGGCGAUAGGAGGAUCUUUAAUCAAGCUGGUCUUCAGCUGGGACUUUCUGCAGGAGGAAUGGGAGUAUAGCAUUUUCCACCGGCUAUUUCUGGAGAUGCACGUACCGAUUCCCUCGGGAGAGGUGCUAAAUAAUUUGGUGAACGUGUUUUUGGUGCGUGUGGAUGACUUCGUUCUGCUCUAUGGCGUGUUCGGAGCGCUCUUCACGACGCUGGCACAUAUGGACUUCGUGCGGCUGCGCGAAGCGGACGAGAUUGCGUUAAUUGAGGCGAUGAGCAGCAAGCGGCCGGACCUGAUCGACUUUUUCGUGGCACGAUACGAAUAUAAGGACCGCGUUAAUUCGCGUAUGCUCGGCGGCUUGGACCACCCCAGCUGUUGGUUCGUGGAGUACUUCCACGCCGGUGUGUUGCAGACGUCCCGAGAGAUUCUGCGCUUGCCGAUCUCGACGUUGAUUUUGUUUCUGGCGGGUAUUGGCGCAAUUUUCCCGCUCUACCGCCUCUACCGGCUUAAGGCGCUCGCCGUGGUCAUGGCCGUAGCAUUGCUGGCGCCCGGGUGCCUGACGUUGGUCUUUAUCCGCCUGCUCUGGAUCAAGCGUCAAAUGCUGCCCGUAGAUGUCGACCGCUACUGUUUGCUGCGGUUCCAGCUGGACCACGGCAUGGGGGAGGUGACGGAGACACAGUUGGACAUGCUGGCCGAGAACCUGCCGCGGUACCGCCUUGGUCGCGGCCCUCGUCAGUUUGAACACACAGACUCGGCGUGGUGGAAGGCACGACUAUACGGCACCAUGCGGCCGACGCGGCACGAUCAGCUGUUUUUGCUAGGUCGUCGCGGUCCGGGUAUCCUGUUCCGGUUAGUACAGGGUAGCUACCUGUUGCUGCUAUGUGUGUGCUCUUAUGUUCUCGAACAGCUGGAUUCGAACGCACGUCUCUGGACGAUCGACUACGGCUUCUGGCCCCUCAUAAUGAUGGCCCUCAUUAUCGCCUACUCGCUUUCCCUCCUUCCCACGUUGUUGCACACGUUAACGCUCGUUACGUACACUGGUAUGCGGGUCGACGACGACAUGCUCAUUCAGGUUGUGCAACAAGCUCGCACCAUAUUCAUCACUAAACUGACUUACUUCCUUGAUGGCAUCCGCUGCCAGGCCAUGCUCUGGCAUGUCAUCCAGGGUGGCCCCGAGCUAUGGGAACGUCUCCACCAGUUGCAUUUACGCCAGCCCCUCGGCAUCCGCGAAGACCGCCACGCACUCUGGCUCUCGCUCACCUGCGAUACGGACGGCGUCAUGAACGACGAUGUCAUCAAGGAACUCUUCCUCCAACAGGGCGUCAACCUCGGCUCCAAAAAAGCCGUCUUCGAUUGGCUACGACUCUUCCGUACCAAAACGUUCAGUGAACGACAAUUCAACAUCAUGCUCUUUGUCAUCCACGAUAUGCUCUCACCCGAGGGAUUGGACCACGACACCAUGCGCGACUAUCUCAUCAACAAAAUCGACAUCGAUCCUAUCGUCGAAUGGCAACAUAUCCAAAUGCUCGCACGUGAAGUCGGAGACGAAGACCAAUGGUCCCGCGUCGACUGCAAACAUCUCAUCGCUUUCCUCGCAGGCAACCCUCAUAUCACCGAACUCAGCAUCGCUGACUUUAUCAAUGCAGUCGUCGACGUUGACCGCACCACCAUUGGCGCUCUAGGAAAGGCAGCAAAACACGUCAAAGAUUCCAAGAUCAGAGUCGCCCCACUCCCAGACUACUAA
This is a messenger RNA of Gregarina niphandrodes, 2763 nucleotides long. Its product is annotated as putative transmembrane protein. Lineage: Eukaryota; Apicomplexa; Conoidasida; Eugregarinorida; Gregarinidae. The transcript is spliced from 2 exons. Bases 1 to 2763 code for a protein of 920 amino acids. The record is from RefSeq and is a predicted model, not a curated record.